This is a messenger RNA of Rana temporaria (common frog), 586 nucleotides long. RefSeq names its product transmembrane protein 272-like. NCBI's taxonomy places the organism in Eukaryota, Metazoa, Chordata, Amphibia, Anura, Ranidae. The record is from RefSeq and is a predicted model, not a curated record. The transcript is spliced from 4 exons. Bases 18 to 452 code for a protein of 144 amino acids.
GUUCACGUGUAUUUUGUAUGUUUCUCUGCAUAACAAUUGGCACAACCAUGAUUGUCCUAGGUUCCUUAUAUAUAGACAAGUGUCCAGUGGAGCCCAAAAUUCCUAUCUAUCUUAUAGUGUCAGGAGCUGUUUAUUUGGCUGGAUUUAUACUUUAUUUACUGAAGACUGUCUCUGUAAAAUGUACUUGUUUCUUGGAGAUAAUAUUGAGCCUUUUUUCAUUGUGCUGGUUUACUGCAGGAAGCAUCUGGGUAUUUAGCAUCUAUCAAGAUAAUAGAAACUGUGAUGAUAUAAUCUAUAAAUUCACAUUUGGAGUCUUGAUAUUGAAAUAUAUCGUCUUAACCUUUAUUUCUGCAAUUGUUUGUCUAUGCUGCUGUUUCAUCUGUUUUUUGUCUGCACGAAUGCCCAUGGAUGCUAAAACAGAAACCGCCCAUCUGGUCUCGGCAGAAAACUAAGUUGACACACUUAUUUGAAAUAACUGCAUUUUGAUGGAUAAUUAAAUUGGAAGAAAUACAUUGUACAUAAAAAAUCUUAAAAAGUUAAUAUAUUUGUCUUUUGAUGAUGGUUUUGUUAUAUAUAAAUGUAAUUG